Messenger RNA from Arthroderma uncinatum, 1140 nucleotides. RefSeq lists its product as uncharacterized. The record is from RefSeq and is a predicted model, not a curated record. The transcript has 3 exons. The coding region runs from base 1 to 1140 and encodes 379 amino acids. Lineage: Eukaryota; Fungi; Ascomycota; Eurotiomycetes; Onygenales; Arthrodermataceae.
AUGACAGCAAUCUUUAUGCCCUUGAUGCUGUCGAUUAUCGGAAUACGAAUAUUCACCCGCGUUCGGAUCUUACGGAGUUUUGGCUGGGACGAUAUUUUCAUUAUUGCAGCUGCGGUUCCUACCCUUGGAUGUGGAAUCAUCACCACCACUGCCGCCAUUACCUUGGGCUGGAAUCGCCAUAUCUACGAUGUUCCGUUCUCGCAGCUUAUCUUGGGAUUAAAAUUGACGAUGCUGUUGGAGUGCCUCUUUGCAACUGGUUGCACCCUCACCAAGCUCUCACUGCUAUUCUUUACCCGGAAGAUCAUGAAGGGCAGCGGGACCCCAUUUCUGCAAUGGCUUGUCAUCGCGAAUAUUUGGAUUGUCGGUAUAGAACUGAUCAUCUUUCUCUUGGUGGUUAUUUUUACUUGCCGACCUGUCUCGCUUUACUGGACUCUGUCGUCUUUUCCUCAAGAGUGUAUCAAUGAAAGUGCACAUCUACUCGCCAGUGGAGCAAUUAACACCGCCACUGAUAUCGCCGUUAUUAUCCUGCCAAUUCCUAGCGUUUUAUCGCUUAGCUUACCUACCCGGCAACGCGUUGUUCUUGUCCUCCUUUUCGGCGCUGGAUUUGGAGUCUGCAUCGCCGGUGGGGUACGUGCCUAUUAUACCUAUCGACUGAAUAUCGCGUACGACAAGACAUGGGAAGCCUACUACCUCUGGAUCUCUGGCACGGUCGAGCUCUACGUCGGUGUCAUUGGGGCCUCACUGGCAUCGCUCAGGCCCUUCUUCGCACGAUACUUCCCAACAAUCUUCGGCAACCAGCGCGAGCGGCGCUCUUAUGCAUUCUCAACCUCAAUGGCACGACGUUAUGGCUUCCGCCGCUCAAACCGCGGUAAGCCAAAGCCUCAGAAGCCGAAAGAAAUCAGUCAGGCCACUACAAUAACUAUGAAUGGUGACUUCGACUUCACCGACCUUGGUACCUACAAGAGCGAGAUAGGGAGAGAGGAGAGGGAAGAGAGGGGGGAUGUGGAAGAGGCCGGGGGGAGAGGACAGAGAGGGCAUAGAGAGAGCCGCGAAAUAGGGGCCCUGCCACCUAUACCGUCCACGUUCGCAGGAUUUCCAGGGGAUCGAGAUGGAUCCGAAGUCAGUUUUCAUUCUGCAUAA